AUGGCUAAGGGCUUACGGGCAAAGACCCUAAGAAGAUAUCGCGCCGCAAAACGCCAUAUAAUUGACGAAAAAUUGGAAUCUAGACGUUCAAUGACUCUUUAUGACAAAAUGAUCAGGCUUUGCCGUGGUGAACAGGUUGAUUAUAUUCCGGCUCCAAACAUGUUUGUCCAUCCAGAAUUGCCCACAUCGGAAAUACCGCAAAGAAUUCCCCAACAUCCAAUAGACCUUAGGUCUGAAGCAGUCCCUGCCGCAGGUUUUGCAUUCAAGGGUAACAGAAAGAAAUUUACUAGAGAAGAUCUCAGAGAAUCGUCAAUACUAAGAAGUUCAAUUGGGUAUAGAUGUUAUGACCAUAAUAAAAAUAUAUCGCCCCAAGUUGACAUAAUGAAUGAUAUCGAUGUUGAUGACAGCACUGCCAUUAUUACUAGCAGUGAAAGAAGUGGAUUUAGGAAAAAAUUCAAAGGCAACACCAUUGCCGUUAAGAAAUUCAACAAGUCAAUGAGGAAGAAACAUUGA
Messenger RNA from Babesia microti strain RI, 513 nucleotides. Its product is annotated as conserved Plasmodium protein, unknown function. The coding region runs from base 1 to 513 and encodes 170 amino acids. The record is from RefSeq and is a predicted model, not a curated record. Lineage: Eukaryota; Apicomplexa; Aconoidasida; Piroplasmida; Babesiidae. The transcript has 4 exons.